CGGGGCCGGCGGCGGCGAGGGGGGGGAAGAUGGCGGACGUGCUUAGCGUUCUGCGACAGUACAACAUCCAGAAGAAGGAGAUUGUGGUGAAGGGAGACGAAGUGAUCUUUGGGGAAUUCUCAUGGCCCAAGAAUGUGAAGACCAACUAUGUAGUUUGGGGGACUGGAAAGGAAGGCCAACCCAGAGAGUACUACACAUUGGAUUCUAUCUUAUUUCUGCUUAACAAUGUGCACCUUUCUCAUCCUGUUUAUGUCCGACGUGCAGCUACUGAAAACAUUCCUGUGGUUAGAAGACCUGACAGAAAAGAUCUGCUUGGAUAUCUCAAUGGUGAAGCAUCAACAUCAGCAAGUAUAGACAGAAGUGCCCCUCUAGAGAUAGGUCUUCAGCGAUCUACGCAAGUUAAAAGAGCUGCAGAUGAAGUUUUAGCAGAAGCAAAAAAACCACGAAUUGAGGAUGAAGAGUGUGUGCGCCUUGAUAAAGAGAGAUUGGCUGCUCGUUUGGAGGGUCACAAAGAAGGGAUUGUACAAACUGAACAGAUUAGGUCUUUGUCUGAGGCUAUGUCAGUGGAAAAAAUUGCUGCAAUCAAAGCCAAAAUUAUGGCUAAGAAAAGAUCUACUAUCAAGACUGAUUUAGAUGAUGAUAUAACUGCCCUUAAACAGCGGAGUUUUGUGGAUGCUGAGGUGGAUGUGACCCGAGAUAUUGUUAGUAGAGAGAGAGUGUGGAGAACUCGAACAACUAUCUUACAAAGCACAGGAAAGAAUUUUUCCAAGAAUAUUUUUGCAAUUCUUCAGUCUGUAAAAGCCAGAGAAGAAGGGCGUGCACCUGAACAACGACCAGCCCCAAAUGCAGCACCUGUGGAUCCCACAUUGCGUACCAAACAACCUAUCCCAGCAGCCUACAACAGAUAUGACCAGGAAAGAUUCAAAGGAAAAGAAGAAACUGAAGGCUUCAAAAUUGACACCAUGGGCACCUACCAUGGCAUGACACUGAAAUCUGUAACGGAGGGUGCAUCUGCCCGUAAGACUCAAACACCGGCAGCACAGCCAGUACCGAGACCAGUUUCCCAAGCAAGACCUCCCCCAAAUCAAAAGAAAGGAUCUCGAACACCCAUUAUCAUAAUUCCAGCAGCUACCACCUCUUUAAUAACCAUGCUUAAUGCAAAAGACCUUCUGCAGGAUCUGAAAUUUGUCCCAUCAGAUGAAAAGAAGAAACAAGGCUGCCAAAGAGAAAAUGAGACUUUAAUACAAAGAAGAAAAGACCAGAUGCAGCCAGGGGGCACUGCAAUUAGUGUCACAGUCCCUUAUAGAGUAGUAGACCAGCCCCUUAAACUUAUGCCUCAAGACUGGGACCGAGUUGUAGCAGUUUUUGUUCAAGGUCCUGCAUGGCAAUUCAAAGGAUGGCCAUGGCUUUUGCCUGAUGGAUCACCAGUUGACAUAUUUGCUAAAAUUAAAGCCUUCCAUCUCAAGUAUGAUGAAGUUCGUCUAGAUCCAAACGUUCAGAAAUGGGAUGUAACAGUACUAGAACUCAGCUAUCACAAACGUCAUUUGGAUAGACCAGUUUUCCUGCGGUUCUGGGAAACGUUAGACAGAUACAUGGUAAAGCAUAAAUCCCACUUGAGAUUCUGAAUUAUCUGGUUUCCCAUUUUUCUGGAAAUUUGGAUUAAGAAGCAUGGAUAUACCUUGAUCUAAAGACUGAGACUCAAGCUUUAUGAAUUUAUCAAGACCUUACAAAUGAAGAAGGUUACAGAUGAUCUUUUAUAAGACCUUAUUUGAUGCUUUGUGCUUCAAAGGGAUGAUGCCUGUCAUCCAUAUAAGCAAACUUUUUGACUUACAACUAUUUUUUUAAUAUUAGCCUUCUAGUCUGUAAUGGAAAUUGUAUAUUUUGAUAGACGUUUUUUCUCCAUUGGUUUAAUUAGCAUUACUUAAAAUUUGUUUAUUUAGAAAAUAAUACAGGUUACAAAUGUGUGUAUAUUUAGAGGUUACAAGGCUGUCUAAGCCACCUUGCUUCUGAUUUUUCAUUGCUCUGUAGUUCCUUUUAUUGAAAAUACUGUGUUACGAAUGGUAUUAAAUUUUAGUCUCUAGAACUUCCAGAACUAAGCAAAAGGAUGUGACUAUUUUGAAUGACUCAAAAUGUCAACCUGUGUGUAUACUAUAUCUACACUAUUUAAAAAGGAAUAAUGAAAAAUCAAGAACAGUUCUUCAGCUUUGGUCGAAACUGUUUAGCCUUUCCAAGGCUUCCUUAUUUACAUGAAUACAUUUAAUGAAUGUGCAGUCUUCUCCCUGAGUUUGGUGAUUUUAAAACCUAGAAUGAUUUAUUUCUAUCUGUGGUAUCUUUCCACCUGAAAAAUUUCAGAACACAGAUUAAAAAUGUAAUAGGCUGUAGUACUUUUUAUUUUGGGAGCCAAAAUGUGACUUGGGGGAAGGACUAUGUAUUAUCUCUACUGCAGUGUAACUUUAGCUUCCUUAUCUUUUCUCUUAAGUCCACCUUUGAUUCUUAUUCUAUAUGGUAAUAGGAUUUGUAGUCUUUUAAUUCUAGGCAUGUCAAUCUUCGAGUCCUUAUUUUCCAUUAUCCCCUAAUAUUGAUGAACUUUCCCAGGCACCAAAGAACAUACUUGCUUAAUUAAGUGUCUGAACAGAAACAACAUAAAAACAUUGGUAUUUUUAUGUGCUUAUUCAGUAUGGUAUAAAAUAUAAAACCUAUAUUUUAACUUAGUAAAAUAUUUUACUACUUCUCUACUUUAGAGACAAAGUACUGCAUCCAAGGUACAACAAAUGAGCAUUUUCCUUAAAUCUUGAUUUUGCAUUCUAUUACUUACAAGCAACUGGAAGCAUUCACUGUGUAAAGAGUUUUUGCCAUUAGAAUUGUUGUUGAUCAUUCAGUCUUGUCAUUUUUCUCAAAUUUUUUUUUUCAGAGAUCUCUCCUAGGUCAACAUAUUUUUCAUAAACAUAUAUUACUUUCUUAUUUGUUAAGCUGACAUUACAUAGCCCUUUGAAAUUUAAUGCUAGCAUAGAAAUGAGAAGUGUAUAUUAUUUAUUUUUUAAGUAAUCACCAAAGUCCAUACCAAAAGGAGAAAGGAUAUUUAUUCAUAUGGAAUUCACAAGGCUUUUCAAAAGAAAAGCAGUCAGCAUUUUAAAUUAUUAGAUUUUAGUGUAUUUCAAGGUUUCUGCCCUCUCCCUUACUCCUUUCUUCUCUGCAUCCCCUCUUCUUAAAAUAAAAGAAAACAAAUUUGUUCACAUUAUAAUUUCUCAGCAUAUGCAAUUUUAAGGUAUAAUUAUGUAUUGUGUAAACUUGCUCCAUGAUGAAAAAGUCAAGGACUAGCAAUCUGUAAUAUUUUAAUGUAAGCUUACUUGUUAAGACUACUACAAGUGGACAUGAACUACCUUUCCAUAAAGAUUCUUAGUAUUUA
Choloepus didactylus (southern two-toed sloth) is the source of this 3406-nucleotide messenger RNA. It is a transcript of the gene CDC73, whose product is annotated as cell division cycle 73. Gene Ontology annotation, molecular function: RNA polymerase II complex binding. The record is from RefSeq and is a predicted model, not a curated record. Bases 30 to 1625 code for a protein of 531 amino acids. The transcript is spliced from 17 exons. Gene Ontology annotation, biological process: transcription elongation by RNA polymerase II; positive regulation of transcription elongation by RNA polymerase II. NCBI's taxonomy places the organism in Eukaryota, Metazoa, Chordata, Mammalia, Pilosa, Megalonychidae. Gene Ontology annotation, cellular component: Cdc73/Paf1 complex.